AGAGAAAAAGCGAAAGGGGAAAACGAAAAGAAGAGCGAAUGCGCAAAUUCGAUUUCAUUCCAAUCGAAUCUCUCUCGACACAAGCCAUACCCUACCUCCGAAUCUGCUAACAACCAUCACAAUUUCGAGAUCCGCGACGAGGAGACGUAUAAAUGGAGGCCUCAUGAUCGACGAUACUCGAUUUCUUCGUUCCCGAUUUUGCGGCAUUCCGCGAUGAUGCAGAUUGUGGAGAUCGAUCGCUACAAGCCUCGAUUCUCGAAUGGAUCGAUUGUGCGCUUGUUUCCCCCAACGGCGUAUGUCGGCGGCCCGAGGCGGAGCGCUUCGUCCUACAACAGGCUUCAGCAGCCGCCCCUCCGAAUCACGGUUCUCAAAUUGGACGGAUCCACUUUUGGAGUUGAGGUGAGUAAGAUGGGAACCGUUGGGGAGCUGAAGCGGGCUGUCGAAUCGGCUUUUGAUCAUCUGCCAAAGGAGGGGCCUGACAGGGUUUCAUGGGAACAUGUAUGGGGACAGUUUUGCCUUAGUCACGAAGGCGAGAUGUUGUUGAAUGACCGAGAUUAUAUCAGCAUGGUUGGCAUAAAGGAUGGUGAUCAGCUGCAGUUCAUUCAUCGUGCUUCGAGUACCAAUAAUUUCAUAAAGAUAAAAUCAAAGGCAGCAUACACUAGUGAUGAUGAUGAAUCCCACAAAAAGGUUGAACACAGAAAUGUAGAGAAAGAAGACAGCAUUCAUGAAGAGAUAUCAGAGGAGUCUAAGGAAGAUGCUCAUUGGGAUUUAAGAGAUGACGUUGGGACAAAACGCGAUCACCGGCUAAGUCACUUAAUAAAAGGGUGGUUUCCAUAUCGCAAGUUCAGUAGCUCGAGCUCCAACUCCCGGAUGAGGCUUGCAGAGAGAGGCUGCUCUUCUAGAUCUUCGCGCAACGUGCUGGGAAGUUUCAAGAAUUGCUUGAGACGUUCGGGCAGAAAGAACGACUCCCGUAGGUUGAGUUGGAAAAUCAAGUGAAAACUCCUUUUGUUUUAAAGGUAUUGAAGCACAAGUGAUCAGUUGCAGAAAUAAUAUGGUUGAUGCUUAGUCAGAUUAUGAUUUAGGAAAGUUUUGUGGAAUUAGCGAAUCGUGUGUUGAAGAAUGGAACUGUCUUUGUUGAAUAAGAAUUUAUUGAGAAAUGCAUUUCGAUUUUGGUUGAUUUGUUUGAGA
Salvia hispanica is the source of this 1188-nucleotide messenger RNA. RefSeq lists its product as uncharacterized. NCBI's taxonomy places the organism in Eukaryota, Viridiplantae, Streptophyta, Magnoliopsida, Lamiales, Lamiaceae. Gene Ontology annotation, biological process: mRNA splicing, via spliceosome. The record is from RefSeq and is a predicted model, not a curated record.